AUGCAUUUUGACAACAAUAAUUAUGUCAUAUUAGUAUUUCUUGGGGGCGCUUGUAACCCAACAACCUGGCGUAAAGACAUUGCAAUACCAUUUUUGGAAGAAAACGGAAUCCCCUAUUUUAACCCUCAAGUGGAUGAAUGGUGUCCCGAUUUAAUAACCAAAGAGGCAGUAGCGAAGGAGCAGUCGUGUUGUCUUCUCUUCGUUUUUGAGCCACACCUCACUCGAGCUCUCGCCAGCCUCGUGGAAGUGGCCUAUCUUGCCGCCCAAGUCUCCAGUCAAACCCACUCUUCCUGUUUCCAGAAAAGGAAAAAUUGUUGCCGUCCUCGCCGUCCCAGACUCCUUAUCAUCGUCAGACCCUCCCCAUCUUUUACACCACAUUAUGGUAGGAAGGUCGAUACUCUUGCGGAAGCAGCGAGUUUAGACGCCGCCUAUGAGUGGCUAGAAGGAUGUCAUCUCCCCAAUGUCUGUUUCUUCGAAGUCCUUGAAGAUGCUCUCCGUUUCAUCAAUGAAUUCUACUCAACUCUCUCCUCACAUAACCCUCCACAAUCUCCAAGUCAUUCCAUUUGGAAGAAAGCUAACAAAAUGUUAAAGAGUCGUGCCGAACCGAAGGUCGAUUACAAACCAUCCAGUGUUAGUCAUGAAAGGCUCAUUGAAGCAUAUAAAUACUCAGCCGCCUAUAGUAAAAUAAAAGCAGAUUUGCCUAUCAAUAUUUACUUCGGUGGUGCUACACCUAAGAAGAUGGACAUGACCGAUACAUACUCCGACCAUGCGGGUUGGGUGGUGAGCCGUAAGGGAGCCAAACGAAAUUUUCAGCUUAGUAUGGCCGUACAGCGUCAAUGUCCCCGGCUAUAUUUUCACAUAUCUCGAACAGGGUUGUGGAUUGUUGAUCAGAUGGAAGCCGCUUUUGCUAUUGGAAGUGGCAAAGAAGUCUUUCUUUGUGUAGAAUAUCUUCUUGAUGAAGAUACAUCUCUGCAUGGAGGAGUGAGGUCUAAUAACUCUUCAGGUUAUAGUAGCCUUGCUGGUACUCCGGAAGAUGUUUUCCACCCACCUACGGCUCUAAAUAAGGCAUCUUCAGCGUCGUCAUCGUCAGCUCCGUCUAGGUCUGGCUCUUCUAGUGAAGGUGAAGAAAUAAGAUCAACAGCAGAGUUCUCCAAACUUCUUGUUAGUAGCCCUGAAAGCGACACGGUUGUACAAACCCUACCUAAACAAAGUCGAAAUCUACUUCUUCACACUUCAGAUGUAUUUGGCCUAUCUCAGUUUGCGGUGAAGGACCAUAAUCGUUCAAGAAGUUAUCUCAAGUCCCUCGUUAAAGAAACUUCAGAGGAAUGCAGCAAAGGUUACCUUCUAGACCAUCCCGUUGAAAGUAUAAGCGACCUCAUUGACCUAUUGUGA
Rodentolepis nana is the source of this 1392-nucleotide messenger RNA. The record is from the annotation of a GenBank genome assembly. Lineage: Eukaryota; Metazoa; Platyhelminthes; Cestoda; Cyclophyllidea; Hymenolepididae.